UAUGCGUAUUAAUGGAAUUUACGUAUUUAAAAACACGUAAAUUAAAAAAAAAAUAACGGUUUCUAAUUUUUGAUGUGAAACAUCUUAUGGCGCGGUACAGUAGUGAGACCGACUGUGGCGUGGCGACGCCCCACUCAUAGCUCGUCGGCUCAAUUCUCCGAAGCUCGGCGAUUUCCUCUCUAUAUGUGCGCAUUAUCGGCUUAUCUAUUUUUAUACGAUUUAUAAACGUAUAAUAUGUGCACCUAUAUUGUUGCGUAUAAAUAAAUUGAUUGUAUAUUACGUUGAUUAUAUUGUUACGUGUAUGUAUAUUGUAUAUUAUGUUGUUUUGAACGGACCGUUGUAAUAACGAUAUAUAUUUUCUAAGGAAAUAUGAGUGACAGUGACAGUGAAAAUAUUACAAAUAUAAUGGAACGAGACAGUGCACCGCCGCCAGAAAAAAUAAUUAAAUUUCAAGUUAACCAAAAUGCAGGUCGGAGUGAAAUUUCUCCGUCAUGUGCUUUUGAUGUAUAUCCCGAUUCACAAUUUACUGAUUCGAGAGAAAGUGCUCUUAGUAAAAAAAGGUCGGCAACAACGAUACAGGGAACAGCACCGCGAAGAACUAAAACAACUUGAAGCAGAAAGAAGGAAAAGUAAACAAAAUGUACCUUUCCAACCUACGAUAAGCUGUUCAGAUUUUAAUAGUACAAAACACAUACUAUUAAGUACUACUUUACGUACUACUUUCAGUUAUCAUCGUCCAAUUGUUACAUUGAUACCAGCAAUUGUACCAUAAGAAGCAUCAACUGCUACUGUCACAGAAAUAACUGACGAAGCAACAGAUAAUAUUGAUUAUAGAGUAGUUACAUUAUUACAUUUGUAUAUUUUUUUAUGUCUUUGUAAAUCUUUUAAGUACUUCAUAUGCAAAUAAAAAACAAAAUAGACUUAUGAUAUUAAUUUAGAAAUUAUUACAUAGUCAUCUUAUUCACCACCUAUUUUUUACAUUAUUACAAAAAAAAAUGUUUGAUGUUUCAUAUCUGCCAGGCGUCCCGCGACAAGCUCACUUUUUUUCAGAUUUCGUUAUUGAAUUUAAUACCGGUUUCCAAUUUUUUACGGUUUCCAUUUUAAAUUAUAAUACCGGUAUCCAAUUUUUU
Molecule: messenger RNA, 1130 nt
Organism: Acyrthosiphon pisum (pea aphid)
Lineage: Eukaryota; Metazoa; Arthropoda; Insecta; Hemiptera; Aphididae
Exons: 2
Coding region: 464-772 (102 amino acids)
Source: RefSeq, a predicted model, not a curated record